CUUCGCCUAGUCUCACUCUCACGUACCUCAGCCCUUCUCCUUCAAUCUCCGAUCAGUCCACCCUCGGUGCUGUGCCCAUGAAGUCGUGCUCUACUCGGUCACCGAUCAGUCGAGCUCAGACCUUCUCCUUCAUCUUCUCCGCGGCGCCCGAACUCAGCUCGUGAAGUCUUGCCCUGCUCUCAGUCGUCGGCUUGUAGCUUAGCUCUUCUUCAGACUUUCCGCGAGUGCUCACCGUCGAUUGGUCGUGCUCGUCCAGUCGUCCUGCUCAUGCUCAGGCUUUUGGAUGUGCAGCAGAGGAGGUGAAUUUAUUACUAUCUCCACAUGGAUUUUAUCAAUCUGAACCAAGCCUUCGUUCCUUUCUUUGUUGAACUUGAUUAAUUAUAAAGAAUAUGGACUGAACUUAUAGAUUUUUAUAGCUUGAGAGAGGUCAUUCAUGGUGACUGGAAUUUUCUUUAUCCAAAUGCUUAAUGUUACUGGUGAUUCAAGCCCUAAUUUGUGAUUGGAGCAUCACUUAUUUACUUGAAGUGCCCUCCUUACAUUUUUUUCAUUAUAUCUGAGCUUUUAAUUAGGCUUUCAGACUAUGAUAGGACUUUGCAGGUUCAGGCUUGAGUCUAAAUAACAGCCUUAAAUAGACCACAUGCUGAGGCUUGAGAUCUACCUUGCAAGCUUAGGCCUACCAGAUUAAAGCCUGGCCUAGCCUGGCUCGUUUCCAUCCCUAGUUCCCACGCCCUAAUUUAGAAACACCACGGUGGCUAGGCAGCGGCCACUGCAUAACAGCACUUAGCACGACUGAGCACGAAGAGAUCUGCUCAUUGCCAAACUUUGAAUUUCAAAGUUUCUUUUUGGCACAAUCUUAUUUGAGAGCCUGCUGUCAUUUAAUUUUCUUGAUUGACAUCAUAUCAUUUUAUCCAAACCCUUAAAAUCCCAGAUGCUUGGAAUUGAUGCACCUGCAAUCGAUAAUCUAGAUGACUACUCUCGUUCGUCAACUGUAGUAAACUUUGAAAGGCCGAUCCCCUUGUUACGCGGACCAUUACCGGCCGGUUCCACUGAUGACCCAUCAGCCGGUCCUUUUGUACUUGCAUUCAGAGACUCACAAGCUUGGAUUUCCUCAUACAGAGCCUGCGAGCACAAAAUCAUACUGCAAUGUCAAGAGGGGGCCAGGAUUGGGUGUGCUAUCAGCGCUUCUAGCAAGUGCAAGCCUCCAUGGUGGAAGUCCUUGACAGGUGUCAAACCUACUGAUUUAAAGGAGCGAGAGCGAUGUGAAGAGCGUGAAAUGGAGAGCUGCUUUGCCGCUGCGAAGGAGAAGUGUAUCGGGUUUGCCAGGGACAAGUGUUUAUCUCCCUUUAGGGAUGCACGGAUUGCAGUUAGGGAAAGAGGAUUGAAUUCAAAGGAAGCUUUGAAAUUGAUUCACUUAUUAUCAUUGCCCAAAGGGUCUUUGCGGAUUAUGGGUCAAAUGUGCUCCAUAUGCUUGUCUCAUAGUACGAAAUUAGGGGUGACAAAUUACAAGGCAAGUGAACUGCUUGGCUUGGAACGUGAUGUGCAAUGCAUCCUGGGUGAGCUGCAGCAAGGGGCCAAAGAACUGUAGCUUAUUUUGAACGUUGGGGGCACAACCAGCAUAAUUUUGGCAGACAGCUUAAAAUGACCGAGGUACAAGAUUUAAGCUUGAAAGGCGUGGGUUUGGCUUGAUCAAGAUUAAUAUGAAGUCGUGGAGCACAUUUAUGAGCAAUCAUUCCUUUGCUUUCUUAUGUAUGUUUUAACUUUCAUGAUGCUAUUUAGGCAAAAUUUGGAUCAAAUUUGCACAGAUUUGGUGGGUUACUUAA
This is a messenger RNA of Prosopis cineraria, 1820 nucleotides long. RefSeq lists its product as uncharacterized. NCBI's taxonomy places the organism in Eukaryota, Viridiplantae, Streptophyta, Magnoliopsida, Fabales, Fabaceae. The coding region runs from base 929 to 1585 and encodes 218 amino acids. Gene Ontology annotation, cellular component: plastid. The record is from RefSeq and is a predicted model, not a curated record. The transcript has 3 exons.